Molecule: messenger RNA, 775 nt
Organism: Schistocerca nitens (vagrant locust)
Lineage: Eukaryota; Metazoa; Arthropoda; Insecta; Orthoptera; Acrididae
Product: proline-rich protein 2-like
Exons: 3
Coding region: 33-611 (192 amino acids)
Source: RefSeq, a predicted model, not a curated record
UGGCCCACGCUCACCUCAGCACUUCCAUCACCAUGAGGGCGACAGUGGCAGCUCUCCUUCUGUGUCUUGUGGUGGCAGCAUGCCGCAGCCAGGAGACUCCACCUGGCCCUCCUGGACCAACUGAAGGGCCACAACCAACUGGACCACCUGGACCACCAACUGGAGGUCCUGAUCCAACAGGUCAGCCUACUGGAGGUCCUGAACCAACUGGUCCACCAGGACCACCAACAGGAGGCCCUGAUCCAACAGGUCAGCCUACCGGAGGUCCUGAACCAACUGGUCCACCAGGCACACCUACUGGAGGUCCUGAACCAACAGGUCAACCUACUGGGGGUCCUCAACCAACUGGACCACCAGGCCCACCUACUGGAGGUCCUGAACCAACUGGACCACCAGGCACACCUACUGGAGGUCCUGAACCAACUGGACCACCAGGCACACCUACUGGAGGCCCUGAACCAACAGGUCAACCUACUGGGGGUCCUCAACCAACUGGACCACCAGGCCCACCUACUGGAGGUCCUGAACCAACUGGAGGACCCCAGCCAACUGGUGAACCUCAGCCUACUGGCCCACCAGGGCCACCCUCUGGGGGAUUUUGGCUGUUUUGACUUGGUGGACUCUGAUGGUUGACAUUAUUGCAUCUGUGAAACAUGAAGAGAGUUCAGACUUGAUUUUUACAAUUAGCAGGAUCUAACUUAAUUGAUGGAAGUGUUCUGUGAACCGAUUUGUAAAAUUUUUUGUCAUUAAAUGAGCAUCUAAAAAUCUCCAUAAA